Messenger RNA from Enterobius vermicularis (human pinworm), 3087 nucleotides. The record is from the annotation of a GenBank genome assembly. Lineage: Eukaryota; Metazoa; Nematoda; Chromadorea; Rhabditida; Oxyuridae.
AUGGCUGAAAAGGAGGACCCCACUUUUUGCGAUCCUCUUAGCGAUUGUCCAGCUGAAUUUGAUAUCAUCCGAUUUAUUGGAGAAAACGACUUUCUUGGGGACAACUUUGCUGACCAGGGCCAGUUUCCUUCACAGCGGAAUCAGAGUCGGAACGCGGCCGGCAUGUUCGAUGGGAGGAUGGAACUGGUAUACCAGAAUCCAGCACGAUUACCGUAUAGUCCACCAAUCACAGAUGUAAGCGCCGCUGGCUCUUCAGGCUCACCUAGUUCCAAUUCAGAUUCUCCGUUUUCUCCAGAAGCCUAUCAGAAUUAUCCAAAUAGACAAGGUAUGAGAAUUACAGUAAAUCACCCGGAUAAUAAUGGUUUAAUACUUGGGAUAAACUCGAGUCUGACCUCUCAAAUGGUAAACCGAAAUGACAUGAACGGUCAAAAACAAAGAAAUCAAAAUGGUCGAUUGAUGCAACAACAGACAAUGUUAGCUAGUGAAAACGACUUUAGGAACAAUGCUUAUACCUCACAAGCUCUGCAAACAGCUCCUCUACCACAGAUUCCUCUUUCUCCUGCUGCUCUGCGUAGCAGUACUAAUGAAUUCAUGUUCCAAAACAAUGGUUAUCAAGGAAAUACGUAUGGGGGCGUAAUAAACCCAGUCCCAAAUGAUGGAACUCUGGAAGGCCAACGGGGACGAAAACGAAUUAGGGUUAACAGUGAUGUGCCAAUGGUCAAAGACGAACCACAAAAGAUAUUUUCGUUACCUUCGCAGCUGUCAGUAAUGCCUUCGCCAGUAGCUGGCGAUGAGUUUGAAGAUGGUUUCCAUCAAAGAGCUAUAAGGUUCACUCACUACAUGGAAGAUCGCUGGGCUACAGUUUACGACUGCAAUCAGCAACUUGUUCCGCAACUUGAAAUGCAUGUUGUGGCUGAUAAAGGGUUCAAUUACAGUAAUACCGAAAAUUGUUUUGUUAACCAAAAGAAGAAUCAUUUUCAGAUAACUGCUCACAUUGAACCUAUAGAAGUACAUGCACCUUGGUUUGUUAAAACAGGAGAUCGCCUUUUACCGAUUCGUGAAUUCAAUUUGAUUCUUCGAGGAGUGAAAAGUGAGAUGCCUACAUCAGAAAUUGAUAUUAAGCAGUCUACAACGGAUAGGAAACCAGCAAAACUUGAACCUGUUGUAAUCACUUUUCAAGAUCGAAGACCGACAAAAGCUACCGUAUCUCGGCUUCACUUUGAAAAAACUACAAUGAACAAUCAGCGAAAAAAUGGUCGAUCAAACCCUGAUCAGAAAUAUUUUUUGCUGAUUGUGAAGCUUGUAGCUCGUACCGACGCAUGUGAAGAAGUUAUUGUUCAAGCGUUCCAGUCAGAAAAAGUCAUCGUCAGGGCCUCGAAUCCGGGGCAGUUUGAGUCUCCAGAUACCGAAGGAACAUGGCAAAAAAAUGGGUCCACGCUCUACUACAACAAUGGAUAUGUUGCUAUUGGAUUAGAUAAGGCGUUGGGCCCAGGACCACUGUCAGUUGGAGGCGACAUUUAUUACGCUGGGGUUUUACAUCGCCCAUCUGACCGUCGAGUAAAGGAGGACAUUCACGAAAUUGACACCAAAAGUGCACUUUCGAGACUGGAGAAAAUUCGUGUCGUUGAGUAUGCUUAUAAGCCAGAAAUAGCUAGUGAAUGGGGACUCACAGAAGAGAAUAGGCAUCGUGUCGGCGUUAUAGCUCAGGAAUUGGCUAACAUAUUGCCUGACGCAGUAACUGAUAAUGGCGAUUAUCUUCAGGUUGAUGACUCAAGGAUUUUUUAUGAAACAGUUGCUGCGGCUACAGAGUUGAGUAAGCUUACGGGUUCAUUAGAAAACAAGCUUACUGCUGUUGAAAAGUUGUCUCAUAAGCUAGCUAGACUGCACAAGCAACGGUACAAAGAUGCUGGAAGCAUUGCCAGUGGUCUCACUGAAUUUGGGAUUUCGGAUAAAAGUGAUACUGUGUCACGGCUCUCUAUCGGAUCCAGUACUCCAUCUUGUGUUUCACGUAAUAGCACAAUAAAACGGUGCGUGUCUGUGUGUUUAGUGGAUACGCUCGAAUUAAAUGAAAAAAUCCUAAUUGUUCUUUUAUUACAAGAAAUUUUUAGUGAACGUUUAAAACCGGAAAAAACGAAACAUUAUCACUGCCGUAAUCCAUCGUGCCACCGAUCCGAACCACCAAUGUGUAGCGCCAAGGUCACUCAGCUAACAACAAUAAUCCUCGUAGUCGUCAUGACAAUUUGUCUAAUAGCAAUGUCAACAUUAUAUGUUCUUGACUGGCACAGACGAACGCUUGGGUCACAUCGAUAUCCUUCAAAUUUAUUGUUCACAACACCAGUUCCAAACUCGGAAAAUGGUUCAUCAACUGCUGCUGACGAGGGCUGGAUGGGAAAUGUUAUAGGGAAUAAAGCUUUUGAACCACCAAGAUAUGAAAAUGGGCCACCGUUAACGGCUUGCUGUGGUCAUCAGCACUGUCGAACUUAUUGUUGUUCAAAUAUUGAGAAGGCCGAUGCAGAGGUUGGUGAUUUGAAAGUUAAUGGUUCCACGCUUCAAACGUCUUUAAACGCUCAGCGUUCGCUUUUGCUUCCGAAUCGCAGUUACCGACAAAGCUCUUUAAUGUCACAAUUUCCACUGGCAUCUGGUGUUAAUAUAGAAGUUUUGACGUUAAAUGUAACAAUAGAUGAGCGUUAUUGUUCCAAAACAAGUUGCAACCCGAGACUUGGGAUCUAUACAUUAUUUGUUCCAAUUUCACCCUAUCUUCCUACAAUACCAUUGGAAGUUAAAAUUGAUGUUGCUGAUAGAGGAAGUCACAUUGGAAAUUGUGGUGCAAGAUUUCCACGACUCUGCAGUUUCAAUGAUAGCUUUUUGUUAUCGGAGAUAACUGAGGAGCCAGUUUCCAGAAAGUUAUCGGAAGAAGUAUUUGAACUACCCGUUGGUAACUAUAUAUACGUAAUGUAUCGUUUUCGUAUCGGCUUUACCACAGAAUCCUGUAAUAUGAAUGAUGCACAAAGAGGACGAAGUUUUGAUGAGUAUAAUUUGGUGUUCUACAGGCUUUGUGUGGAAUCAUAUGAAUCUAGUUCAGCAUGA